AACCACAAGAGGCUGUGCGCGCGCCGUGGAAGUCAAGGCUGCGGAAUUGUAUUUUUAGUCGUACUCGGGCUCCGUACGUAGAUUGUAAGACACGAAAAAACUUGCGAACAAUAACCGGUGCCAGUAUGCAUUUUGUGUACGGAUCUACACAACGCAAUUGCGCCUUCUUAAAUGGCACUUACAAACUGCCACACUUCUAGUUCGCUUCGGAGGAUUGUGUUUGCAACCGGGCUAGCGGUGACGAAGAAAAUGAGCUACAGAUAGCCAGCCACACAGACGAAUUCGCCGUAACGUUACUUCGCCGUGGACCGAUCCUGUCGUUUCCCGAUCACCGAUAUCGGGACUUAACCGUUCUCAUAGUUGUACAGAAACAGCCUCCAACGAGGCUCCACGAUCUCGGACCGGGUCUGCCUCGCCGCUCGGUCGGCAGUGCGGCGCAGACACGCCGGGGGACGAGCACCGUGUGACGGCUACUCCUGUGUGGCUAGCUCGCCUCAGCCUGCGACUGGAGCCAAGGCCUCGUUCGUGAGGCGACAAUGCUUGGAAUAAUGUCCGAGCACCAAGAUUCAUUAUUGACAUGCAAGACUGAGCCUCUGCCUCCUGAAAAGAGAAAGAGGACAGUGGAGGACUUUAACAAGUUUUGCAACUUUGUUUUGGCUUAUGCUGGCUACAUCCCAAGCCCAAAAGAGGAGAGCUCAUGGUCGCCCACUUCCUCGAGCUCUGCUCACAGCUCGGGGCUCUUGGGAGAUGGCGGCGGCGGGGGCGGUGGUAACGGAGGCGGCAGCUCCAUGGGUGCCACCUGGGGGGACGGCAGCUCCGACAUCCACACCAUCCACACGUUUGUGCGCAAAGCACGUGCCAACAAGGGCAAAAACAUCCGCCGCAUGCACUCGGAUAGCAGCCUGCUGGACAAAAUGCGCCUUAAGGACUCUCUGUACGAGAGCCAGGUCGGACACAAGGCCGAGCGCAAGAAGGACAAAAAGUUGAAAAAGCUCUCCCUGGGCUCGGCCGGCACGGUUGCGGACAGCGGCAGCAGCGAGGGAGAGAAGCGCGCGCGCAUCAAGCGCAGUAAAAACCCCAAACAGCCCAAGGCACCAAAGAAGCUCAAGAGCUCCACCACCCAGAGCGAGACGGACUCGGAGGCGGGACACGUGCACGGCCCGGAGGCGCGGCCCGUCCGGGACGAGCUGCUGGCGCACGGCGCGAUGUCCCCCGGCGCCCAGGGGCCCGGCAAGGUCCAGACGGACGAGUCCAACCGGGAGGCGGAGAUGAGCUCGAGUGAGGGCGAGACCUGGAUCGCCGACGAAGACAUCAUGGUGGAGUCAGGUGACGAUUCGUGGGACUUGAUCACGUGCUACUGCGGGAAGCCAUUUGCCGGCCGGCCCAUGAUCGAGUGCAACCAGUGUAGCAUCUGGGUGCACUUGUCGUGCGCGAAGAUCAAGAAGUCCAACGUUCCUGACAUCUUUUACUGCCACAAGUGCAGGGACGUGCGACGCUCGGGCCACAAGAAAGACCCUUAAAGCGAGGGACACAGCGGCGGCGGAUGGAGCACGCUCACAAGACCUCCCACCGAGACCUGUUUAUUUGUUUGUUUGUUCCUUUUUUGGUUCUCAUCGUCGUCCUCAGAAAAGCCUAAUCCCUGCGAUGCCUAACGCCACGACACCCCAGUAUCGGUACGGGUGGAAACUGUAGGUGACCCCUCUUCAAGACAAUCACAGCCAUUCUUCAUUUGUCAAGUCUGCUUCUUUGUUUAUUUUUUAUUUUUUAUUCGCGCCCGCUCACACACAGCUCGAUGGAAUGCCACGGUUACAGUGGAGAGUUGUCUUUUUGUAAUUCGAUUGAUUCAAUUUUAGAUUGACCGCAGGGGUUGCAUUUUGGUUUUUAGAUACAACAGGAUUAUCUACCGUGUCGGUUAACAUAAUUCCCAGUAGGUAUGUCAUAUUUGGGAUAGACGUUCUUAUUUUUUCAGUUCCAAAGAAAAAUAUCAUUGACUUUGGAGCGAAUCUCCCCCCACACACACAGACUUAUAAUCAAUGCAAACCCUUAUAUUGUAAAAAGAAAACGACAUGACUACAUUGAAGGAAAAGGUCACUAUUGUUAUACGUAAAGAAUUGUCUAUGUUCUAGAUGGGCAGCUCACUUUCCGUUUUAAAUUUCAGCAAAUAGUUUGCUUUUAUUUAGCAAUUUUGAGUUUGUCUUGAAGUGUACACCUCCAUGAACGUUUUCAAUCUUAAAGAUAUUUGUAUUUAAAAGAAAUACUCGACUCAAACACUUUUUUUGAACUGUACACAAAUGGAAUAUAAACGUCUGAACUUCAAAAUGCAUGCAGAACAUUGUUUUUUUCUUUCCAACAGUGCACUUUUUAAAAGAGGAUCCCUCGUACACCUGUUGCUAGGCAGAUGGGUUAUGGGCAGUCUCAUUAUGUAUGUAACAACUCUCCAUGAUUCAGUGCUUAACAAUUCUGUCUGGCUUGUCAACUGUUGCUUUAAAGUUACCAUAUACUACCUUUUUUAUUUUAAGGUUAAUCUUUGAACCUGAUAUUAUUUGUUCCACGUUUUAGUAAUCUGAUUUUCAGUUGUGGAAGAAGAAGAAGAAAGCUAGAGGCAGUUGCGAGACAGUGCAUGAAUGGUUGUAAAAUAUUUUUUUGUUUUUCUUCCUGUAAAGGCGGUGAGGGAUUGUCCUCCAAUUAACAGGAGUCUUUGGUAUGAUUGGCUUGCGUCAAGAAGAAAGCUGGCCGUAGUGUACAGAACUAGAGGUUUAGGACAAACAAAAAUGGUCAACGAAUGGUGGUCCUUUCUUUUUUUUUUUUCUGUUUUGUUUUUACCAUUUACCAUUUGCAUUUCCUUUUCCCAGUGGGAGAGUCUUGGUUAGUCCCCAGUAGAAUUUGCACUCUUCAUACCCCUCCUUCAAAUUUAUGUACAUAUCCUGUUCUUUGACAACUGUACAUAUGUGAAAGUGAAGAGAAAAUAGCCAAGCAAAUACUAUAUUUUCUGCAUUCUGAUUUUGUUUUCUUUAAUUGUAGCUUGACAAAUAAAAGGUCGUUUUGGGGAAACAUCA
Messenger RNA from Gadus macrocephalus (Pacific cod), 3056 nucleotides. It is a transcript of the gene phf23b, whose product is annotated as PHD finger protein 23b. The transcript is spliced from 5 exons. The record is from RefSeq and is a predicted model, not a curated record. Bases 537 to 1520 code for a protein of 327 amino acids. NCBI's taxonomy places the organism in Eukaryota, Metazoa, Chordata, Actinopteri, Gadiformes, Gadidae. Gene Ontology annotation, biological process: positive regulation of protein ubiquitination; negative regulation of autophagosome assembly; negative regulation of autophagosome maturation.